Fulvia fulva is the source of this 1668-nucleotide messenger RNA. RefSeq names its product RNA polymerase I-specific transcription initiation factor rrn7. The record is from RefSeq and is a predicted model, not a curated record. Lineage: Eukaryota; Fungi; Ascomycota; Dothideomycetes; Mycosphaerellales; Mycosphaerellaceae. Bases 1 to 1668 code for a protein of 555 amino acids. The transcript is spliced from 4 exons. Gene Ontology annotation, cellular component: RNA polymerase transcription factor SL1 complex; RNA polymerase I core factor complex. Gene Ontology annotation, biological process: nucleolar large rRNA transcription by RNA polymerase I; RNA polymerase I preinitiation complex assembly. Gene Ontology annotation, molecular function: RNA polymerase I core promoter sequence-specific DNA binding.
AUGUCGCAAAGACGCAACAAAGGUCAGCAUUGCUUGCAAGACGACUGUGGGUCCAGACGUUUCCAUGUCGGCGAGGACGGCUUCACAUAUUGUGAUCAGGGACACCAGCAGUCAGAGCUUGGUACCGUUGUCGCUGAAGACACCGGGGAGCUAGUAACGCGUGGCAAGACGUCCAGGAAGAAGGAGUCAGAUGCCGAGUCAGUCACGAGUAAGGCAACUGGGUUCAGCGGCGCUCGAGCAUAUGAGCAUUAUCUUCUCUGCAUACAACUUGUCCUUCGCAAGCAGCUCAAGUGGCUGAUUGAAGUGCAGAAGCUGCCCCAAGAACUAGAGACUCUAGUGAAAGACCUUUGGGCACUGAGACUGCAAAAACUACAGGACAAGGUAUCGUACGACUACGAGACGGACACUGAAGCAGCAUCCUCGCGCAUGAUGUUCAGCUCACAGUCUGAAGGAGAAUCCGGAACAGAUGUCGCAGCUUCAACUUCACAAAGGACUCGAACCACAUCUCGCAAGAAGUCUCACGGUCCAACCCUGACCGAGCUACUCUGCUUGAUACACACUGGUAUUAUGCUGCUCCGCAUACCGCUCACUAUUGCAGACUUACACCAGUGGGUUAGCAGAGAUAGGCUGUUGUUCUAUCGAGCAGCAAAGGAACUUCCCCUCUCGAUGCGAGAUCGCUUACCAGGUCAACUUCAGGAACAACUGGAACCUCAACAGCUGAUAGAACCAGCUGCACUCCACCGAGGUGUCUUAACACUGCUGACCGCUCUUGACACCGACUUUGGUAUGUUGGCGCCGCCACUCAAUCACGCUCUGAUUCUGUUCCGUUGGGUCAAAAAGCUUUGCCUGCCACUCGAAAUCUAUCUAGCCACUCAGCGACUUGCCCGCCUGUUGCACACCGACUUUUGCUAUACGUUGGAUGCCAAAGCUUGGACGAACAUGAGUUUACGGUUCCCGGAGAUUCGACUGAUGGCCUUGGUUGUCAUAACGACCAAGCUGCUCUUCCCGUUUGACGAUCGAAAACGAUAUGCCAGAUCUCCCAGCGAUCUGUCUGCCCUCAGCAUGGACUGGAAGUUGUGGGCCGAAAGUCAACAGCAUGGAGAUGUUUCAGAUUACGACCUUGGUCGAGAAAAUUUCCUAAGUUUCGAGGAAGCUUUCACCAUGACUGAAUCAAAGGGUCUUGAUCUUGCUGAAGAUCGUCUGGACCAGUAUCUGGACUGGUUCGAGGACAAUAUCGCGUCUGAAGAAGUGCGAGAGCGUGGUCGCGCUGGUCGCGAAGCAGAUUUCAGGAGAGCAUUGUUCAGGAUGUUCCCAACCCGGCCAACUCAUGGCGGCCCACGUGCAGAGCCCGAUAUUCGCGCACAUGGCAGUAGUUCGGCGGCUAAGCUUGCCCAAAGUCAAGGGGCGCUUCGUCCCAAGCGCAUAGUUGCGGAUGAGGCCUCCGAUGAUAUUCCGCGUGCCGGUAGCGCAUAUCCGCACUAUAGGUCCGAGGAAGAACUCAGUGGCACCACCAAGAGAUUCUACGAAAAGGCUUCGCAAUUGGUGGGGUACUCGUUGCAUGGCAUGGUGAGGGCGGUCUUCUUCAUGGAAAGAAGGCUGGCCAGACACGAGAACGAUCUGACAAAGUCGCAAAAGCAAGACAAUUCGUCAACGUCAACCAAAACAUAG